Molecule: messenger RNA, 468 nt
Organism: Gongylonema pulchrum
Lineage: Eukaryota; Metazoa; Nematoda; Chromadorea; Rhabditida; Gongylonematidae
Source: the annotation of a GenBank genome assembly
GUUUCUCGAGUGCACGAGCUUUUCGAUGGGCUUGUGGAGGAGGAAGAAGAAAUCAUUGGAAGUGAUCGAUCGCUGGAGGAUAAGGUGGAGUGGACCGGGUACAUUAGUGCAGCUUUAUCAGCCGUUAUUGAAGUAAUCGAUAUGCUACGCGAACAUUGCAUUCUUGAAAUUGGGGACGAUUUGAGAUGGACCCAAGAAGGACGCGUACUGGUACCAUUCAUACAGCAUCUCGAUAUUUUAUUUGGUUGCAUCGAAUCUGUGGGCAAAAAUUCCGCAAAAUAUUUGACGCUGUUGAAACAAGCAAUUGUGUUCAGUGCAUUUAUACUAAACGAACAAACAUCAUCGGCACGCCAGAACUCGCCAAUUAUCACGAAAUUCCUUGAAAUCGAUCAACGUAGUGUUGCCGUAGACUUGUCACAACGUUUUCAGGUUUUUUUUUUUAUUUUCCUGUUGUACGUGGUUUUCUAG